This is a messenger RNA of Fusarium pseudograminearum CS3096, 1185 nucleotides long. RefSeq lists its product as uncharacterized. Bases 1 to 1185 code for a protein of 394 amino acids. The transcript is spliced from 4 exons. The record is from RefSeq and is a predicted model, not a curated record. NCBI's taxonomy places the organism in Eukaryota, Fungi, Ascomycota, Sordariomycetes, Hypocreales, Nectriaceae.
AUGUCCACUACUACCAAAAGCCCAGAACAAGCCUGCGAAAAGGUCUUCGACAGGUUACGCAAACUUGCCGAGGAGUUAAAAAAACACGAUCAUCCUGAGAUUCACUUCAACAUUCUGCAUAGUGCUCAGUAUGUCGACCACCGUAAAAUUGACGUACAGUUCAAGGCACAAGCCCGCCUUGCGCAAGCCGAUGUAGCCCAAGAAGUCACCAGCACACUUGACAGCUGCAAUCAACACCUGAAAGAUUGCCAUAUCUUGUGCAUGCGCAUGGGUACACCGCAGUGGACAGCAGAUUCGAACGCUCGAUUGACCAUGUCAUGGAACUUCUUCUUUACCUAUCUCAGCAAGGUAGCCCUGCUAUUGCAACUCGAGCUGCUGGACGCACAAGUCUUCUUGGGACUUCAUCGACAACCACCAGCUGAAGCCACCACAUCUCCGAUUGCUCCACCUCAAUCUUCAGCCCCGAACUUAUCUUUUGCCCGUCGCGAGUCCAUUCGAAGCAAUGGUGGAUCAGAAAACUUCACUAUAGAAGAGCGAAUGGAAAGAAGCCAACGAGCAGAGCGACAAAGACAGGCAAAGACACAGCAGAACCCAUUGCUCGUUACUAGGACGGGAAACAAAUUGAGAAAGUCAACCAGCCGUGCACCGUCGAUCAUCUUGGGCUUUACAGACAGCGGCAGCACCAUCAGCAGCGACAGUGGUAGAUCAUCCCUCACAGUCUCUUCCAGUCUACCACAGGUGCCAGAAGAAAAGACGCCGGCGGUCUCAAUACCUAGCAUUCCAAGGACGCCUCCUCCAGAAUACUCCAGGGAUGACUGGGACGCCAAGACGUUAAUCUCAAUGAAGGACGACAAACCCUCGAUACCAAUAACACCCAAGGCUACCCCGUCUGUUCGAUCAGUUGCUUCUGAGCCACAACUCAGCGACGCCAGCUUUGGAAGCAAUCAUACCCACUACAGUGGCAAUGUCUUCAACAUAUACCCUGUAAUGACUGGACCACCGCCAAAUCAGUUUGGAUACAUGCCUUCAACUCAAUACGGACAUCUUCCAUUUAGUCCUCCAGUACCACCUGGUUGGCAAAUGCCGAUGCCGGUUCCUCCUCCAACUCCUGUGCAUUGCCCAAUGAUCCUCCCUUCGAGAGUCAGCAGCGUUGCAUCUGUCACCAUUCCCAGCGUUCUCGGUUGA